CCCUCCGCCCUGCAAAUCGCGCAGGUUCAGGUUUCACGCUCUGCAUGUCGCGUUCCAGUGACGUCACGCGGCUGCGCGCAGCGUGCGGGGAGCGGGAAGGUUUGAUUCUGGAACGGAUCGGGCGCGCUCAGCAUGGAGAGGUAAUGAUACCGAGAGCUCCUCGGCGGAGCUUUGACCCUCAAUGAAUCUACCGAGUCCUGUCUGUAGUCCAGCUCGGUCCCUCCCUCCCUGUUCCCGCUUAUUACCGGUUACCUAUCGGGUGUUCACUCAUAGCUCCCUCUAAAUCCAAACUCCCAGCACUACGUGGCAAAUCCCCUGUAGCCUCUGUUAUAGGUUAUAUAUCCACACUACCCCCCUCCCCAUAAUAAUAAUAAUAAUAAUAUAUCACAUACUGUCACUUUAUUAUAAGGGCUCUAUUCAUUUACCCUCUUUUAUACAUAAGUAACAUACUUACAUCAUUAUUUAUAACCUUUACUGAUAAAAAAACAAAAACACUCAUCUGGUUAUUUUUUUGUUUUAGUGUUUUAUUUUUAUUUAUUUUUUAAAUAAAUUUUUAGGGGAUGACUUAUCGAUUUUUUUCUGUUGCUGCUGGUUACAUUUUUGCUCUAUUGUUUCAAUUAUUAAAAAAAAAAAAAAAAUUAGAAAGCAUUAAGGAGCAAUCUAACCUUUGCCCUUUCUCAAAUAAAGCAAUGUUUAGGCUGUAUUAUUUUUGCACCUGAACAGUUUUUCUUAAGCUGUAGUAGUUCUGAUGCUAAAAGUGUCAACACACUAGGCAUGAUUCGAGAUAGAUAGAUAUAAUUUACUGUAUAUAUCUAUAUCUCGAAUCAUGCCUAGUGUGUCCUGUAACUCCUCAGCGGUUUGGUUGUUAACUUAUCGGUCUAUUGCACUCCACUUCCCACAAUUUAAUUCAAAUCGUAUUUUUAUUGAAAGAUAUGCAUGGACAAUUAUGCCCACUGUAGCUAUAUGUGCUGUACCAAGCACUGAGUAAAUUAUAGUUUAUGAGAGUGUUAUGCAAAGCAGUGGGGGAGAUUUAUCAGUGUUCAGAAACGUAAAAGUUCAAUAAUGUCGUUUUUAUUGUAAUUUUUUUUUUUUUAAGUGUUCUAAAAUGGACUGUUUUCCUCUAGAAAUGUUCAUGACUGCCAAAUUUAGAGUGGUGGAAGGGAGAAGUUAAACAAAACACUUGUGUUUGGAAAAAGUGGCAGAAAGAUUGAUAAAUCUGUUGCAUCUUUGUUUUGACUGUGUUGGAAUUUCAGUGAAAUACUAACACAGUCUAUGUGAAGAUUUUCUUCUUCUUAACUUUUUUUUUAUAUAGUGGGGGAUGGGGUUUGACAAAGCCACUUCUUUCUCUAUUCUUUCUUCUAAGUCGUGGUGUAGUGAAUAAGUACAAAAGAGAGAAACCAUACAAGUAUAGAACCAUACACAGCAUCAACAAAAAAAGAAAAUGCUUUAUUAAAGUAGCUCUCUCUAUGUUUCUAUUUACUUUUUUCCCCUACUAAGCCCCCCAAUACUUUCCAUUUAGCUAAGGACCAGUUUUGCUAAAAGGAUACUAGUCACCAGAACAACUACAGGUUAAUGUAGUUGUUCUGGUGUGUAUUGUAUGUCCCAACAGGCAUUUUAAAGUAAACACUGCCUUUUCACUGUUUACAUUGCUGCCUAGGAACAUCUCUAGUGGCAGUCACUCAGACAUCCUUCCCGGGGCAGGGCUGCACAUCGUGUAGCACUGACAUUCAGCACCUCCACGCUCUGCAUGGAGAUUCUGAACGUUCCCUAUAGAUAUGCAUUGAUUUAAUGCAUCUCUAUGAGAUGCUGAUUGUCGCAGAGCAGCGUUUUGCCAUGUAUGCGCAAUAUACUCCAAAUGCUUUCCUAUGGGAAAGAAUUGGAUUGGCUGAGAUCGUCAGUUUUGAAUGAUCUCAGCCAAGGGGGCUGAGCCAGCAAUGUCAAUCCCGAGUGUCGCUGGCAUAAAGGUAUGUUUUUUUUUUUUUUUUUUUAUCUUUGUCAAUUUUUAUUGAGGUUUUAUAGGGGUACAGAAGAGAAUAGGGAUGGGGGAGCAGUGGUAACGUGAAGUAUCUCAUACACAUUGACCUGAAGACAGUGUACACAUUUAUCAUACACGGCUUGCUUUCAUACAAUCAUUGUGUUACAUCGUGUUGCCCUGAUUGGGUCUGCCGAUUAGUGUCUACCCCAUGCCAUGAGAGGGGGGCUCACAUUGGUCCCUUCCGGGGUAGCAGUCGUCUGGGUUUGUGUUUGGUGCUGGGUGUAGAGCCUUGGUGUUCCAUAUACCACUGGGGUGGGGGGUGAACCGUGGAAGAGGAUCAGAGUAGGGGACGGAAGGAAGGGGGGAGGAGAAUGGAGGGGGGAAGAGGGUAGGGCUCUCCUAGGUAGUCGGCAGUGUGUGGUCGUUUCUGCAGGACUAUCUGUCCUACGUGCGUUUUAUUUGAGUUGCGGCAUUAUCGUUGUGUUUGCAGUCUCCAGAAUUAUUUACAUUUACAUGUACAUUUACAUUUAAGUUUUUACCCUUUGUUACAGUUUCGUUGUUGAAGGGGCACAGCUGUCGGUUUGUAGAUCCCUGCCACCGUCAUCUCAAUUGGGGGGUUAUAUUAUUAUUACGCUCCAUGUACAGUUGCCAGGUUUCCCAGGCUUGUGACCAAACUUUUUUGGAGUGGUUUGAGCGUCUAGCUGCCAGCUCGUAGAGCUUAGUUGUUUCUAUCGUUUGUAUGCAUUCUGAUAUUUUGGGUGGGAUAGUAGAUUUCCAAUGUCUGCUAAUGACUGUGAGCGCAGCUAUAAGUAUGUGAUAGAUUAAGUAUUUUUGCCUGCUCCGCAGCCCCUUUGGGAAGAGGUGGAGGAGGUAUAUUUCUGGUUUGCGGGGUAGUAGCGUUUUUGUGCUGUCUUGGAUAAUGGUGGUUAUGGUAUUCCAGUAGGGUGUUAAGGAGGGGCAUUCCCACCAAAUGUGGAGCAUUGUGCCCUUGUGUUGUUGGCAUCUCCAACAAAUAUCGGAGGCCUGUGGAUAGGUGGCCUUUAGGCGUGUGGGUACUAGGUACCACCGGUAUAAAAUUUUCCGGGAUAGUUCCAUGUGGGAGGCACAUUUGGAGAGUGAAUUGUGUGCCAGGAGAAUCUCAUUCCAUUGUUUUUCACCAAGAGCAUACGUGAAUUCCCUCUCCCAUGCGGCUAUAAAGGAAAGGUUUUUGGGGGAUGCAUAGUCUGGUAUAGUUCAGAGAUGAGUUUUUUGGGGGUUGCGAGACGUGAGCAUAUUUUCUCUACCACCGUCAGCUGUGGCCCCUGUAUAUUGUCAUUUCCUGUUAUAGUUUGCUUGCGGAGCCAUGAGUGCAACUGCAUGUAGGGGAAAGAUGCCAUCGGAGUCAGAUUAUAACAUGCUGUUAAGUCUGCGAGACUUCUGAGCUUAUGUUCCUGGAGCAGCUGGUGUAAGUGUGUUACUCCGUGCUGAUGCCAUAUGGUGUAGUUAAAAUUAGGUAUUAUAUAGUGUAGUGUUUGUAUGGGCAUGGCAGGCGAUAUUUUGCCCAGCCAGCCCAAUGUGCGGCAGUACUUGUCCCAUAUGGUCAGAGUGAGGGCUGUGGUUGGGAGAAAUUUUGCCUUAGUAGGCCUGCUGUGCUGGGGAAGCCAUGCCAGUACAUUGAUGGGUAUGUUAUUAGCAUGCUGCGCCUCCAGUUCCAUCCAUUGGGUUGGGUGGUCUCGAUGGCAAGCCGCUAGUAGGGGGCCCAGAAUGGCUGCUCUGUAGUAGCUGUCUAAGUUGGGCACUCCCAUUCCCCCAUUUUUGCGUGGCAUGUAUAGCGUGCUUUUCGCUACCCAUGCUUUUUGUCUGUCCCAUAUAAAAGUUAGUAUUGUUUGUUGAGCAUCUCGUAUGAAUGUGGGGGGUAUCUUUAUGGGUAAUGUUCUAAACAAGUAUUGCAAUUUAGGUACAAUGAUCAUUUUAAUUGCGGCAAUUCUCCCUGACCAAGAUACGAAUUUACUCUUCCAUCCUAGUAGUAGGUUUUUUAUUUCAGUCAGUGUUUUUUGAUAAUUUAUUUUAAAAAGGUUUGCUAGGUUUGGGGUGAGAUUGAUUCCUAAGAAUUUUAGAUGGUCGUUUCGCCAGUCGUAUUUAAAAGAGAUACGCAGCCUAUCCAAGACCUCCAUCGGGAUAUUUAUGCCCAUUGCUUGGGUUUUAUUUAUAUUAAGUUUGUAGUAGGAGCACUUGCUAUAUUGGGUGAGCGUAUCGUGGAAGUUAGGUAGGGAUAUGUGUGGUUGCUCGAGUGUUAAGAGGAUGUCGUCCGCGAAAAGUGUGAUUUUAUGUUCCUUGCCUUGUCUCAUAAUGCCGUGUAUGUUUGGGUUGUCCCUAAUGAGUUGCGUGAGAGGUUCUAGCGAGAGAAUAUAAAGGAGAGGCGAUAGUGGGCAGCCCUGUCGUGACCCAUUGGUUAUGUGGAAUUGUUUAGAACUAAAGCCCCCAUUGGUGACUUUCGCUGUCGGUUUAGAGUAUAAUGCCCUUACUAACCGUAGGAAAGUGUCUGGGAAGCCAUAUUUGAUCAGAACAGCUUGGAGGAAGGGCCAAUGCAAUCUGUUGAAGGCUUUUUCAGCGUCAAGUGACAGCAUAACGCACUGGGCCCCCCCUCCGCUUCCUCCCUGUAGUAGGUCCAAGAUCUUUCGGGUUCCGUCCGCUCCUUGCCUACCACUAACAAAUCCCACCUGGUCCUCAUGUAUUAGGGUCGGGAUAAUGUUCGUUAAUCUGUUAGAGAAAAUUUUUGCCAGUAAUUUGAUGUCCGUAUUAAGGAGGGAGAUUGGUCGUAGAUUUUGGCAUUUGUUAGGUGGUUUGCCUGGUUUUGGCAAUGUAGCCACAUGUGCCAUGAGCAUGUCUUGGGGCACUUGGCCCGUCGUGAGGAUAUGGUUAAAGGUUUUGUCCAGAUAUGGGGUCAGGAUUGUGGUCAUUGUCUUGUAAUAGGAGUUUGUGAGUCCAUCGGGUCCCGGUGAUUUGCCAUGGGGGAGUGAGUGUAUAGCUUGUUGUAUUUCGUCUUGUGUGACUGGGUGUUGUAGGAUAGUUUUCUGAUGUUCCGUCAGUGUUGGCAGCGAGAACUGUCCAAGUAAAUUUUGAAUUUCCUGGGAUGUGGGGUCUUCUUUGAGGUUGUAUAAUGAGUGGUAAUAGUCUGCCAUAGUAUCAUUAAUAUCUUGUGGGUUGUGGAUUUUAGAGCCUUGGGAUGUGAGCAGAUAGGGGAUUUUUGCGUUGGAUUGUUUUUGACGUAGUAAAGUCGCUAGAUUCCUGCCUGCUUUGUUUCCUUGUGAGUAGGUUUUUUGUUUCAGCUUAUGUAAAAUGUGUGCUGUUUUAGAAAUUGCCAUGUUGUUGAUACUCGUUGUGGUGUCUUGGAUUAUCUGUGCUAGUUGUGGUGAUGGGUCUGCUAUGUUUGCCGCUGUUGCGUCUCUUAAAGUACGCAGCAGAUGUAAGUGUUCUUGUUGUGCUUUCUUUUUUAAAAAGGAGGCUCUGCUGAUGAGUCCUCUGAUGACCGCUUUAUGGGCUUGCCAUACAGUGGUUGGAUGGACAUCCGGCGUAUCGUUAGUUUGGAAAUAUGAUGUCAGGGCUUCUGUUAAUGUUGUAGUGAAUGUCUGGUCACGUAGGAGGGAAUCAUUGAGCCGCCACGGUGGCCUUCCCCUAUGUUGGUAUUCCUCAGUCAGCCCUACUAUGGUCGGGGCAUGGUCUGACCAUGUUAUGUCCCCGAUUUCGCUGUUUAUUACUCUGGGAAGCAGUGUACCUGUUAUGAAAAUGAAGUCUAUCCGUGAAUAUGAUUUAUGCACUGCUGAAUAGAACGUGAACGUUUUCUCAUUAGGAUGGAAGGCUCUCCAAGGGUCGUAUAGGCCAUAUUCCCCUAGCAGUGUAUUGAUUGCUUUACUUUGUGCUUUGAGUGCUUUGUGCCUCGGUGUCGUGGUGUUUAGUGUGGUGUCCAUGUGUGGGUCAAGAGGGUGGUUUAGAUCUCCACAUAAUAUAAGUGGGGCAGUCUGGUUAGGUGGGAGUGCUGAGAGCACCUUACGUAGGAAGGCGCGUUGGUGUACGUUAGGAGCAUAGAAGCCGACUAUGAUAUAUGGCAGGUUAUUUAGGAGGCAAUGUAGCAUUACAAAUCUUUCUUGUUUGUCCUUAAUUAGGUUUAGGGCUUCAACUGUUAAGGAGGUAUGGAGAAGGAUUGAGGCCCCUCUCGAUUUGGAGGAGUCAGUUGCGUGAUAUUGGUGAGGGUAAUGUUGUGCGCCAAAGUUAGGCACCCUAGAUGUAACAAAAUGGGUCUCUUGUAGACAGAUAAUGUCCGCCUGAGUCUGUUUGGCUUCCUCCAGCAUCAUGCGCCUUUUAUGUGGGGUGUUCAGUCCCCUGCAAUUGUGUGAAUAUAUUUUCAUGUGGUGGGUGAUAAAGGGUGUUCGUUUGCAGUUCUGCUAUGCCUAUAUGGAGUUGCAGACGUGACAGGGUUCGUAUGAUGCACCGCUUAGACGGCGCUUGUGCGACUACGUUAUUGCACCCGGGGGUGGGGGGUUCGGGAAUGACAGAGGGAAGGGGUAAAAGAAACCAAAGUAUAUACAAUUUGACCCAAACGUGGGUCUUGGCACAGUGGCAUUGUGCCAUGGGGGAGGAACGCUGAAACAGCGUCUCUAGUAUUGUGGCCGUUGGGCUCCCUUGUGUACAUAGUUGCUGUCUCUCCUCAGAGCUAUAAGUCGAUAGCGACCUAGAUAUUGUGCAUGGCAUUCUCAGUGCUGGCAUGUGGGUAUGGGUGAGAAAAACAAGCCGGACCCAAGGGAAGGUUUAGCGGGGCAGUGUGCAGGUCACCGCUUUGGUGCCUGUCGUGGGUAUCCCACUUGUCGUGUCGGUCUUUAUGGUGGGGUGUGUUUCUCCCAUCGUAGCUGAUGGGUGUGGUGAUCCAGGCUACGUAGUGAGGCGGGGCGGUGCGGUUGUAGUGGGUUUGACCUACUCGUUAAAACGAUAGUGGUUUAUAUGGUGUGGUUUACAUAAUCAUUGCGCACUUUUGUACAUUCUUGGAAUACCAUUCUUAUGUAUGCAUAACCUCAACCUUGUACUUAACAUUUAGAUAUUAGGAUCACCUCUGACUACUGGUCUUUUCUAUGCCUAUACCAUGCCGCCCUUCCUUGUUGCCCGAAGUUUGCCCUGGUUAUCACCCAUGGGGGCACCCCACCCGCCCACAUCCAACAAACCAUGCAGAGUGUGGUACAAUUGUGUGGUAAAUAAAAUGCUAAUCAAAGCAGUUGAUCACAUGAAAAAAAAAAAAAAAGGAAAAACUUAAACUAAACUUGUGAUAACAAGCAGUACAUAUUAAUAUCUCACGUGUCCCUGGUUAUGGCCUGGACAGCCUAGUCCCUCGGGUGGAUCAUGGCGAUUUGUUCCGUGUUGAGGCCUGGCGCCAUUCUGGUGUCAGACGUCUUGCUGGACUUGCUUGAGUUGUGGGGGGGGGGGGUUUGUAAGGAGCCCCCAGUCUCUCAACAGUCGGGUGCCUUCGUCCGGCGUGGAGGCCACGUUGAUCUCGCCGUUUUUAGUAAUUAGGAGUUUAGUGGGGUAUCCCCAGCGGUACCUUAUUCCCGCACGACGCAAUUCUUCUGUCACCAGUUGGAAAUCCCUCCUGCGCUUGAGAGUCGCCGCGGACAGGUCUGCUAGGAUCUUGAUCGUGGCAUAGUUUUCAUGUGGUUCUGAGCGGAUUCUGCUGGCGCGCAGUACUGCCUCUUUUAUGUGGUAGUAGUGUGCCCUUAGUAGGACGUCACGAGGGAUAGUGCCAGGCAGAUUGCGUGGUUUGGGCACCCUGUGUACCCGGUCUAUUAGGAACAUAUCCGUGGGGAUGUCCGGAGCGUACGCCCUCAGAAGGCCUUGCACAUAGGCUGGUAGAUCAUUAGGCAUAACGCUCUCCGGGACUCCUCAUAGCCGGAGGUUGUUUCUCCGCGAGCGGUCCUCAGCGUCAGCCAUACGCGCCUCCAUUGUUUCGAUUUUUUUGUUCCAGCCGCGCUACAUGGUCGGCCAUGUCGUUGUGCGCUGUUGCAUACUCGCUCAUCUUAUUUUCCACGUGAGUGGUUCGUUGGCCUAUGUCCUGGACUUCCUUGCGGAGUUGUCCUAUGGAGGAUUGCCAUGUUUGUAUAAGUUUGUUGGCCAUGGCUUCCAUCGCUGCAUCCAGGUGUGCCUUAGUUAGUUUGUCCUGGCUACCUUGAUAUGCGCCCGUGAGUGGGAUGUUUCCCGCCGUUUGUUCGUCGGCGCCAUCUUGGAUUGUGCCGCGGUCGGUUUCAGAGCCGCUCGCGGCUUUGUGGUUGAAGAAAUUGAGUUUUUCCGCCUUCUGUGUGCUCUACUUCCCUUUGGGGAUCGCCAUCUCGUGUGUGUUGAGGGUUUUAUAAGCCCUGGGAGACGAUGUCGUCGGAUUACUGGAGCCCGGGUGCCGGAGCAAUUUCCUAGGCUGCCAGGUUGCUCGGCGGUCGGCCACGCCCCCAUAAAGGUAUGUUUUAACCAUUUUUAACUGAGCGGGGUGGCACUAUAGUGUUCCUUUAACGUUUUUAAUUAUCUGCUGGUUUUGCCUAGGAGAUAUAUGCUGCCAUCUUUGAAUUUCUCCCUUGGUACUUGCCUGCACUCUCCUCCUCUGACUUUCAUCACUGAUCACUGUCCUCCUCUUUUCUGUUUUUUUGUUUUUUUUUGUUUUUGUUUUUGUGUGUUUUGUUUUGUUCUUAACACUGCCUCUAAUGUGCGGUGAUGCAGGAAUACAUGUUUUACCACUAGAAUGCAAACAUCGGUGGGUACAUACUGCCCUUCGUAGUGUAGUGGUCAGGUUCCGUCGACAUCAAUCUUUAUUUGCUUUUAACCUACAUAGACAGCCCUCGUUUUGGGCAGGGAGGAAAUAGAGAAACAAAAAGGCAGUUGCAGGAAAUGGCAAUGCAAGAAAUGGUAGAGAUUAUAAAUGUCAGUUUUUGGGGGGUUUUCCCCUCUUUUUCUAACCACUAGAAUGUUUUGUGGUGGUUAUUGUGCUUGAUGCUCCUGGAUAUUCAGUCAAACCAUUGUUGAGCAAAUGUGAGCCAAUUGCACAUGUAGCUGCAGGACUCUUAGCUUAAGAAAUCUCUCCAUGUUUUGUUAUAGAAAAGUACUUCAGUUGUGGUCAUGGUUUUUCUAUCUGUGACACCUUGCAGUUUAUUGAAAUAGUUCUGUGAUGUCUCUUCCACCCCCUCCCUCCCCCCCUAUGUUUGCUUAUAUGGAUUUAGUAGUCCAUACUAUUGCACCCACUAAUACACACUACAAGAAGAGGCGCAGAGUACUUGUUCUUGACUUUUUUUUUUUUUCUCCUACUAAAAGUUGAUGGCUGUAACAGUCUGUCACAUUUUGACAUUCCUCCUUCAUUCUCAUUUUAAUAUAUGUCUGGAUGAGAGAUUAUUUGUAAAGCAUUUUAUGAAGCCAUCCCCAAUGUGUAAUAAUAUCUUUCAUUGAUCUGCUCUAGGAGGGCUCUUCGGGAAAUCCCUGCUUCCAGCAGGAAUGGGCCAAAUUUGAACUGGUCAUGGACUUCAAGAAAGAGUGUGGAACUGUUUUCUGGAAUGGGGGUCAGUCCCAUGGAAAAGGAUCCACAAGACACAGAAAACACACCCCGGGACUUAAUCAUGAAAAUGACACCCCCUCAGAAACGGGCAGCACCACGGGAGAAAGACGAUACGUUUGUGCUUGCUAGACGUCCCAGGUUUUCCAGGCCAGUUAAGCCAGGUAAAUUUAUUUAUACUGAAUAAAUUUAUACUGAAUAAAUGCUCUGCUACUGAGUUAGUAAAGAUUAGAGAUAUGUAAUAAUACAUUUUAGAAUUCAGGGGCAUGUUGAUAUGUAUUUUAGUGAGAUCUGGAAUUAACAGCAAGAGAGAGUUUUAUUAAUACCAAAACAUAUGUAUGACACAUUUUCUUACUUUAUAUCCCCAUAGCCAUGUCAUGGCAUGCAAUUCCAGAUGAGCUGCUACUGAAUAUUUUUUCGUACUUACAUCUGACUGACCUUCUCAGGGCAGCUAAUGUUUGCAAGAGAUGGAAUCGGCUUUCGUAAGUAUUUUAUCUAUUACUACAUUGUAACAGGGAUUAUGUAUUGUAGAUAUUUAGAAGAAACAUAGCUGCUUUUUUAUUAUUUAACAUAUUAAAUCACUCCUAUAGCAGCCCUGUCAAUGAUAACCGUAGGUCUCCUUCUUCUACCCUUGGGAAUAGACAUCCUGUUAAAUUAAGCAAUGUAAAGCUCAAAUAUAACUAAAAAUAAAUAAAAUCUAAAAAAAAAUAUCAAGUAACCACAGUGGCCUCUCUAUACAUCUGUUUCAGCUUCCUGUAAGACUGUUUUUUGUGCCAGCCAAUCUUACUUUUCUUUAGCUAUGAUCUAGGAGUUCAAAUACAUUCCUCCUACUAUUAACUCAGGAAAUAGCUCCAUAAUUGUUUAGGAACGUAUUGAUGAACUUAAAGGGCUAGCCUGAUGCACUCCGUCCAUAGGUCAACCUUUUGUAUUAAAGGGUUACUUAAAACAUCAUAACCACUACAGUCCACUGUAGUGGUUUUGGUGCUAGGAGCGUCCAAGCGCUGUUUCCUACUAGAAUGGCAAACUAUUUAUUUAUCAACAUUUCUGGUCCCCCUUCUAAUAGAUGGUGAUGUGCUCAACCCCAAAGGGAAUCUGGUCUUGAUUUCAGAUUUACAAAGUAAAAGCAAAAUGGAAUUGGGGCACCCCCGGAACAUGCUUCUUGCAGGGAUAGUGCUGCCGUAGUGACCAAAAUAUAUCCUGCCUUUUUUCUGCCUCAUAAGAUAAUUUUGUUAAAGGGGCACUGUACAUUUCGUACCCAGUAUUGCUCAUUGUAGUAAAUCGACCGCUAUGAAUAGCUUGCAUGUAUUUCUAUUGCCCAAAACAAUACUGAGUUCCAACCCGAAUGAAAGCAGAGUGCAUGUCUGUAAUUCUAUGUUUAUUGUAAAGAACGCGUACUCGUAUUGAUGCCUUUGUCUAGAUCUUCUGUUAUACCUUUUUAUUUCCAAGAGAGAAUGUGCUUCACCUCGAUUGUGAAGGUAUCCAUGUAGUGAAACUGUUGUUUGUCUCUGGUCUCUCCUUUCAGGUGUGACGAGUCACUCUGGUACAGCCUUGACUUAUGUGGCAAACAUUUGGCAGAUGGUGUACUUGGAAGAUUGCUGUCCUGUGGUGUGGUUGUAUUACGCUGUCCAAGAACUGCUAUUGGAGAACCAAUGCUAACAGAUGUUGGGUUAGAAAGUUUUUGUAUAAAUUAUUCCACACUUGUAGAGUAGUUCUUCUUCUUUGCAGUGCACCCUUAGUGUUUUAUAACAGCCCAUUUGUACUGCGUUACUUUAGAACUGCCCUGUUUUUAUAUAUUGAUAUAUCAUCCUAUCUAUACAGUUUAUUAUUUUUUUUUUUUUUUUUACUUUUGAUGGCUUGCUCACUACACUGCAAAUUGUAGUGAACUGAAAAUCAGAUAGCCAGGUUUUGGCUGUAGCGAAAUUGGAGCUUUAUUUCCCAAUCAAUCGAAUUUUACAAUUUGGGUUCCAAUUCACUGGUUUAUUGAUUAAUACCUCCAUUUAAUAUUGUUGAAUAAGCUUUUCCAAAUUAUUUUAAUAUUUUUUGGUAAACGUUUAAAUAAUGUUUUUCAACAUAUUAAUAUCAAAAAAUGUUUCCUAUUAUAAAGUUCAAAUAUUUUUCUUAAUGCGUGACUACUUUCUUGCCGUUGAUAUUAUAUUUUCACAUCUUUUGUCUAUUCCAUUCACAAUAAAAAAAAAAAUGCCUUUGAAAAAUAUUUUUCAUAAUAUUAAAUAAUUUUAAAAGUUUAUCAAAAAAUAUUAAAUCAUUUGGAAAGCUUAUGCAACAAUAUUAAUCUGAGUCCCAAGAUAACUUCAAGCUUAUGUAGAUGUUUUAGGGGAUAAAAGCCGUUCAGCAAUGGGGAAAAUAAAAUAUCUUUGGCAAUGUAAAAAGCUCUUCUGAAACGCAAGCAUCUAUAAGGAUUUUUAGCUUCAUAAUCAAGAUGAUUUAUUUAAGUAUCUGCUGUGAUAUUGGUUUGUAUGACAAUAUCCAUGUCCAUCUAUAGUUUUGUUUGGUCAGGUGUUGUUAGAUUACUGGUAGUGGUUGCUAGAGUGGUGUAGUUAGACAUCUUUUAAUUAAGCAAUAUUUCGAGAAGUUUUUUUUUUGUUUUUUGUUUUUUUACAUUUCUGCUUGUGGUGUCCUUUCCAGAUCUCUGCGACUGCAACAUGUAGACUUUUCAAAUUGUACAGUAAGUACAGACGCUCUGCAAAACAUUUUUGCUUCCUGCUCCAGACUGCAGAACUUGGCAUUGGAAGGACUGGAGCUUUCUGAUGGCAUAAUGAGGUAAGAAACAACAAGCUACUUCUGCAAGUACAUUGGCUUGGCUGUGCAUAGCACAACACGCUUGGAAAUUGGACCAGAUAUAGAAAAGUUUGGCCAAAUCUUACUUAGUCUUGUAAUGCAGAUGGUAGACUCAUUCUUUAGAAUACUUGUGUAUUCCAGCACUAUUCAUUUUCUAUUCAUAUUACAAUUCACUUACAAUGCUCAUUCAAGCUAUUCUUACAGAAUAUGUAUAUAUUUGUUAGCAUUCUGUCACGUUAUUAAUUUUUUUUUUUUUUUUAUACCUUGCACAUUUUACAUUUUCGUUUUAGACGUUUUACAUUUCUGGACUUUUAGGCAUAUUAGACAUUUCUAGACUUUCUUGACAAAUUACUGUUAGAGCUUUAUAUAUGUUCUAUAUCCGGACUGCUUUUAAUCCUUGUUUGCUACAUCAGUCUAGAUCCAUGAAAUCAGUUUUGGUAUUUUUAUUCCAGCUCCAUUGCUCAGAAUUCAGAUCUCAUUCGAUUAAAUCUUGGCGGAUGCUCUGGGUUCUCUCCAGAGGCACUCACUGCAGUGUUAAAGAACUGUACCAAGUAAGACCUGUUGUAUGUCCUUUUAAUUGAUCUAAUGCCUUGUUUUUCAUUAUUAUAAGGGAAAUAAAAAUAAUGUGGGGUUUUCUUCCUGUCAUGUAAGUUUCAACCCACUACUGGCAAAAGGAUUUUCUCCCCCCCCCACCCCCGUAGUGAAAAGCUUUUACCUAAAUGUAACCAUCACACACACAGAAUAAAGAAACUAGAGAAAUGUGAUUAAAACAGCAACAUUUAUUAGAAUUAAAAUUAGAAGUGGUUAAUGACACCAAUACUAUUUUAAAGGACCACUCUAGGCACCCAGACCACUUCAGCUUAAUUAAGUGGUCUGGGUGCCAGGUCCAGCUAGGGUUAACCCAUUUUUUUUUUAUAAUCCUAGCAGUUUCAGAGAAACUGCUGUGUUUGUAAAUGGGUUAAUCAUUCCUCCAAUUUCUCUAGUGGCUGUCUCACUGACAGCCGCUAGAGGCGCUUGCAUGAUUCUCACUGUGAAAAUCACAGUGAGAGCACGCAAGCGUCCAUAGGAAAGCAUUGUAAAUGCUUUCCUAUGAGACCGGCUGAAUGCGCACGGGAGAAGAGGAGGAGGAUCGGAGGACGAGAGCUCCCCGCCUGGCGCUGGAGAAAGGUAAGUUUUAACACCUUUCCCUCCCCAGAGCCGGGCGGGUGGGGGCACCCUCAGGGCACUAUAGUGCCAGGAAAACAAGUAUGUUUUCCUGGCACUACAGUGGUCCUUUAAUGCAUUUGAUAGGUUUUGGCUUCAUUAAUAUGCUGUAUUUAAAAAAAAAAAAAAAAUUGCAUGCUCAAAUCUAUAUAGUUUUUGCAUAAAAUAAAUAAAUGUUUUGCACCAUAAGCCAGCCUCUUUAGCCACAUCCUCACUCCAGAAAAAUAAUUCCUUAUCAAAGGUAUGCACACAGCUCAGCCACUGACUGUAUUGAAUGAUCGGAAUAAAGCAACCUGCAUUAAAACGAGAGGACACCCAGGAAGUUGUACAGUAAGGAUAUGACUACAUGUUUGUAAUUUUAUUGUCUGCAGCCAAGUUGUAAAUUAAAAUCUGCUCACUCAGUGCUGUUGGAACUUAGAUUGUGUGUACCUUUUGAUAAUGACGUUUUUGCGGCUUGGCUAAUGAGGCAGGCAUAUGGUGCAUCAUUCUGAAAAACUUUUUUUUUUUUUUUUUUUUGCAAAAACUAAAAAUAUUUGAGCAUGAAAAUAUACGGCUGAAGAAAAAAAUAUAUAAAAUGAAUUCAAAUUUAUAUUUGUGCUUAGAGUGUCCUUUUAACAUUUGAGUAGUAAAAAAAAAUCCUGCAAUUAUUUAAUUUUUUUCACUUUUUAUAUUUCUGUUCCCAUUUUCUUGGAUUUUGUUUUUACAUUUUUAUUUUAUUUUAGUUUCUCUUGCUUAGACAAUGACCAGAUUUAAGUAGCCCUAACACAUUGAAUUUUGCCUGUUUAAAGUGAAUUAGUCCAAUUGCACUUAAUGCUUUGUAUUUUAAAAUGAUAUAUAAUAUAGUGUACUCUCUUGGUAAACACUGCUUUCCUUCAUUUGUGAUGCUAUAUUACUGAUGUUUUAAAUUAAUAAGUGCCACAACUACAUUGUGAAUCCCUGCAAUUGUGUGUCCUUGCCAUAUUACUUGAGUCUUACACAUUGAGCAGGAAGUCCAAAUUGUGAUUUUUAUAUUUUACUAAUCCGGUGACAUGUUCUUAUUCUAGGUUGAGCGAAUUCAAUCUGUCAUGGUGUGAUUUCACAGCAGAACAUGUUCAAACUGCAGCAAGCAAUUUUCCUAGUUCAAUUACUGAAUUAAAUUUCAGUGGUUACCGGCAGAACCUAGAGCAAUCAGGUGUGUAAUACAAGAAUGGUGAUCUAGUUGAGUUGCAGCUGGAUUAGAGAAAUAAGCAAGCACAUCACACAGAUAUUUAUAUUGGCUUGUACUAACCAGUCACUAAAAUCAAUCAAUGUUAUGCCAAUGUCCAGUCCUGUAGCCAUUUCUGAUUAUGGUUACUUAUCAGUGUUGGCCUGUGCUUCUUUCUUCUUGUCAAACAAUGGUAAUUGGGUGCUUUGGACCCAAACAAGACCUAAGUUUGUUUUAGGGUCUAGUGAUCUAGAGGCACCAUCUAAAAUGACAACUUACAAUUGAGGGUUCUAGGUCUUCAUAUAAAGUAUAAAUGCUAAAACAUUCAUAUAUGUGAAUGUCUGCAUCGAUAAAUUGGUUGUGUUUAGAUAUUCUCAGUCUAUUUAAUUAUCAAAUUUUACUGCCUUGCUGUAAGCAUAUUUUAAUGAGUGACUUCUCUAAUACAUUACUACAAGCCCUGACUUUGUGGCAUCUCCUCAAAGCUCUUAUUGGAACACCGCAGUGUUCUAAAUAAAUAUGUUUUGUUAGUCUUCGUGAAUGGGCCACUUUGUGUUAAAUAAUUUAAAGGGACACUUUAGUCACCUAAACAACUUUAACUCAUGUACUCUAGCACAAGUUAUUUAUGCUGGAGGAGUUGUUGAGAGGAAGGUUCCUAUGGCCAUAUGUGGUGGCACUGCAAAGUAAUGCACUGAUUGUGGGAAUAUGUCUUUAAACUGAUUAAGCAUUAAUGGGGCUGUCCUCCCAUUAACAAUAGAGAUUGUCAGUCUGACUGUUAAUUUCCACUAGCCAUUGGUGAACGAAGAUUCAGCCCUGGCAAGUAGAAAUUCAUUCAUGGUUAGUGUACUCUGGACCCUCCAGACUUGCAGAGGCAAGUAUCAUUUAGGCCUAGCAGCAUAAGACUUUGAGUUCUGAGUUACAGUAUUUUAAGAGUAUAUAGUGUACUAUAAUACAAGUCUUAUAAUUUUGUAUUUGUGUUUCUAUUACAGAAUUGGAAGGUUUAGCAGCAAGGUGCCCCAACCUUACAAGCCUAGAUUUAAGGUAAUAAUCAAAUCUACUAAAACUGGGUUUAGGUGGUGGUUUUUUUUUUUUGUUUGUUUGUUUUUUUAAUAUAGGAUACAUACAUAGGUAGGGCAGUUUGUGGUUUUAGGGACUAACAAUUUAAAUUAAUCUUAAUUGGUGUUAUAGUGGGAUUUUUGACCGAUUCCCACCCGAUAUCCCCUGAAUAGUGACUCCUCUUACUUGACUAAGUUCCAGGAAGUACACCCAAUUCACUGAAAUUUUCCAAAGAUUAAUUAACGAAGGAGAGUCCAGAUUGAAAGGCGCAGAAUUGUUUGUAAUUCCAAAUAGUCAUUCAAAUUGUAAUAACGGCUAAAUUUACACAUAAUUCUGCUGCCGGUUGUUAUAGCAUUUCUGCUGAAAAGUAUAGAAAAUGUCUAAACUGACUAAAUUAAAAUUCAUGAUAAAUUUUUAUCUCGUUUUACUGGAAAGUCUUAAUUAUUCCAAAUUAAGAUAUUUAGAAGUGGACUAAUGCAUCUAACCCUUUUCUUUACACAGCGACAGUGUUUUACUGACUCCAGAUUGCUUCGAUGUGCUCAAGCAACUUCCACACCUCCAGCACCUUGGUCUUAGUCGCUGCUAUCAAAUAUGUCCUGCAACACUGCUGUAAGAAUACACUUUAUUUUAAAUAGUAGCUUAACAUCUGUGCUUAUACGUAGCACACCGGACUACUAGUUUUGCAAAAUCUACAACAUAUGGCAUAGGUUUUCAGAAUGCAAUGCAUAAUAAACUGCAUGGUUUUGGUUGUAAAUACAAAAUGAUUUUUGUAUGCCAGAUUCUCAAUUUUAAUCUGUAAUCAUACUGGUUAGGUAUGUAACUUGUCCAAAUGUGGUGCAUUUCUCAGCAGUGGAGCUGCCGCAGAGACCAAAAUGUAUACAAAAUACAAAUUGAGGAACAGCAAACACACAAAAAUGUUUACAUUUUACAAGCCUAAUCAGCAAAAAACAAAAUGGGUUCCAUAUGGUUAUAUCGUGUUAAGCCAACCACCGUACCCCAAUAUCAGUGGGCUCUAAACCAAUUCUAACUUAGGAGACAAAUCGUGCUAAAUGAGCUAAAGUGUAUUUAAUUGGUUGUAAGAGCAUUAUGAUAUAUAAUUUAUCUCCCAUGUUAUAUAAUUUAUCUCCCACAUUGGAAUUAGCGUACCAUAUAUACUCGUGUAUAAAUUGAGAAAUUUUAGUCCUAAUCUUCAUUUUAAAAUGCAGAGUCGACUUGUCCACGGGUCCGCGCUAGUUUCGAUAUGCGUGGCAAUGUUGCCUCCCGAACGCCGUUCUCCUAGCUGGUUGGGAAGUCGAAUGGGCUGGGUUACAGGUUUCAGCGGGGUACGCAGGCUUUUGUAGCCGACUCAGAGACCUAUGCCGUCGACGAACAUGUGGGUUUGUAUAUACGAAUGGCAGCCACCCAGGGAAUGCUUGUUUGCGGUCAGUGAUUACGAGGUGUUAACAAGGGGGGACCACACAGUGUCUGUUCGGCAACCGAACAGAAGAGGAACAAUUCCAUUUGAAAAUCAUACCCUUGACUUAUCCACGAGUCAUAGCAUAUUUCACAGAUGUUGGUCAAAAAACUGCACUCGAUUUAUACACUAGAUCGACUUAUAGACGAGUAUACACGGUACCUAUAUAUAAACUUACUGCUCCAAUAAUUUUUCAUGUUUCUUCUUGCAGCGAGUUUGGAAAAAUCAGCUCUCUGAAGACACUUGAAGUGUUCGGCAUAGUGACAGACAGUUCGUUGCAGCUACUAAAAGAAUCCCUUCCUCACAUAAAGAUAAACUGCUCCUUCUUCAGCACUAUUGCCAGGCCCACCAUGGGAACAAGCAAGAGGAACCGAGAGAUAUGGGGAAUUAAAUGUAAACUAACGCUUCUUCAAACAGAUGCUUUGUGGCCAGGAGAUUUCCUAUAUCCAACAGAUACAUGAAGUUGACUGUGAAGCUAUGAUCCUUUGACGAGACUCAUUUGGCUUUUGGUUUUAUACUUGAAACUGCAAAGAUUUUGUAACAAUGGACUUUUUAUUAUUUUUAUUUUUUUUAAAUGGAUAACAAAAAUAUUUACAUUUUUGCACAAGCCCAUCUGUGCAGUACAAAAUAUGGAAGCGAUGUGAUAAAACUAAUUUACAAGUUAGGCACUGCCUGAGGUGUUUUAAGGAAUCAAAAUACACUAGCUAUUAGUGAAUACAUCUCCCAAGGCUAUGCCUAGCAUACAAGCAUGGGGUAUGUAGUUUAUAGGUUGCCAUGGAACUUCUGAUUAUCUACCGCUGAGAAAUGAUGAUGAUUAGAAGGCUAUUGACUGGUCUAACAUCUGGAAUGCAUUCAUGUACUAGUAAAAAUGUUUUACUUGUACAACUUAGUAGACUUUUUUUUUUUUUUUUUUCUUCAAAUGCAUCCUUGAAAUUCUAUUAAGAAUGCGGUCUGCCAUUGAUUUGACAUGGAAACAUGCUAAUCCACUUGUAGGUCACAUCACUGUCUGGGAAUACAGCAUUCUAUAUCUCCAUAUCAUUGGAGCCAGAAAUGUGUGUCUAGAACAUAGCCAGAUUCAGUGAUUUAUAAGUUAUUCACUAAACUGAAAAAAUAAACAAUCUCAUGCUGGAAAUUACAUAUAAUAAUUGUAAAGAGUUUUCCCAAUUUGGCCAAUUUCCCAGUCAAUUCCUGACAUUACUGUAAAAAAGAAAGUAAGGGCUGAACUCAAUGGUGCUAACUGAGCUUGGGUCAGCACUUCCCAUGUGCAUGUAAUAUUAAGAAAAAAUGCUCAGGCAGAGCUUAAUGGAACACCAAAGUGCACAGCAACGUUUCGAUCUCUACCAAGGUCUUUGUCAAGCCUUGACAAAGACCUGUGUACAGGUCGAAACGCUGCUGUGCACUUUGGUGGUCCAUUAAGCUCUGCCUGAGCAUUUUCAUUUUUUUUAAAUUCCUGACAUAAUGACCUCUUCAUAUCAAUACAAUUGCUGCCAAAUGUUACUGGCACCUUGAUGUCCACACAUUAAACAUCAAGUUUAAACCGUAUCCAUUUACUUUCAGGUUUACAUUUCCAUAAACUCCGGUGCACAUUGCAAACUUUACAAAGAACUAAAGAAUGCUGUAAUUUUAUUUAUAUAUUUUAUAUAUUGUGUCUGUAUAAGAAGGAAGGUUAUGAAAUUGCACGUCAACACUGAGCAACCCAACAUUUGUACUUGUUCCAUGGGCUGAAUCUAGGAUUAACAAGUAAACAAACAUCAGGGUUAAUGUUUUCUUUUUAGUCUUGCAGUUUUUAGGAUGGGUGAUAUUUAAGAUAUGAUAGUUUCUUCUUACAAAACACAUGAACCUAAGUUGUUUAUAGCUAAAGGUCCACAGAAUUAACUGUUGUCAUUACAGCUGUUGGCUAAUCAUGUAAAUGUAGCCCACAAUAGGUGUCAUGCCAGCUGUUUUAAGCUGCAAACUGAAUUUGAAAGACAUAGACAAAUAUGCUUAGGUUAACUGUUUUGGAAAUUUAUGUUCCUGCUCUAUUUUAUUUUUCUUUUCUUCUAAUGCACUCGCAUUUUUGAGGAGUAUGUGUAUUUAAAAUUGAAGAAAACGUAGAUCUAAAGUUGGCAGGUGCAAGUGUAUUUUGUAUCAAGUUUGUCUUCUCCUCUUCUACAACUCCUAAUGCAUUUGAAGUUGUGGGGUAACAUGCUUUUAUACACAGAGCCGUACUACUGUCAUGCACAGACAUGGAAAUAAGUGUCUACAUACAAGAUUCACCAUGACAUAGCCACGUGGUGAGCUGGUUGGAAGGAUAUUGUGGCAUUUAACUUAUUUGGGAUGCAUGUACCUUAAACUGCUUUAAACAUGAACUGCUGUUUGCUGUGCGUAAACAUCUUUUAAAUAGUCCAGUUUUGUCUACUAGUGGCAUUUCUCAACAGGUAUGCCACUAUACCAGAAUUUAACUGGAUUAUUGACAUUUUUUACAACCAAAAGACUAUGCUGGCAUGCAAAUAUACCCAUGUUGCACGGUCUAUUUUAAUUAAUUACUGACUACAUUUUCACUGGCUGUGUUGCAGUGACAUGUAGUGUUAAGCAUGGCAAUUUCUCCUUGAACGUUAAAACUAUUCCUUAAGUCAACAUUCACGAGUACAGGGUUAGAUGUCUUAUAUUCACACAAAUCCUAAACUUAAAUAUUUUUAUUUUUAAAUCUGAGUUCACGUUAAACAAGUAUAUUUCACUUCUUUUGAUCUUAACACAUGAUACAAUUAUUUAGUUGCUAAACGAAGAAUGUUUGUUGUUGGCUUCUGUACUUUUCUGUACCAUGUAAAACAAAAACAUUUCUUAGUUUUGUAUACACUCUUUAUGUCACAAUUUUACAGAAGCCUCCUUAAAGGAGCCUGAACUACACGUCUUGGGGUGUUGGAAAACCAUGUGAGCAAAGUAAUCCUCGUUAUGAAUGUAAAAUAUCAAUCCUGUACUUUAGUGUAUACUUCAAAUAAUGAAAGCAUGACCGAAAACACUUGCUAAUUUUCUAAAGUUGUAAAUAUAUAUAUAAUUGUAAUAAACUCUUGGGAGUUGACUGAAAUCUAAUAGCAGGCAAGUUGUGACUACUAGAGUUGGAGAAUAUUACAAAUUUGCGAUUUUGAUUUCAGUUCAGUAAAUUGUAGUUUAGUGGAAACCACAGUGUUUUUGAAACAAUUUCACAUUGAGCCACAUUCUUGGCAAUCCACAUAUUGCAGUUUAUUCCAAGUGUUUUCUCAAGAUCUAUUCUUGAAGCAGCUCCUUAUGCAGUUAGAAUUGAAUUUGCCAGGGGUUAAAAAAUUGCAAAGAGAAUUGGUGAAAACUGCAAUUGCAAACUUCAGGUUAAAAAAAAAAUUACUACCCCUUUCCAUCUCGACUAUUCUGACCUAACAUUUGUCAAUCUUUUGUAUUUUCAGUUUGAUACAUAAUCCCUAGUAAAAGUCUUAUCAUGGGUUGUUUACCUGGUUAUUUGUGCUCCAAGUAAAUGUAUGCUCUAAAAGAUUUUGGGGGGAACUGAGUUGGAACAAAGCAUUUUUGUAUUGUGAUCUUUCAUUAAAAAA
Pelobates cultripes (western spadefoot toad) is the source of this 20772-nucleotide messenger RNA. Lineage: Eukaryota; Metazoa; Chordata; Amphibia; Anura; Pelobatidae. The record is from the annotation of a GenBank genome assembly.